Sciurus carolinensis (gray squirrel) is the source of this 1754-nucleotide messenger RNA. It is a transcript of the gene Iqcc, whose product is annotated as IQ motif containing C. NCBI's taxonomy places the organism in Eukaryota, Metazoa, Chordata, Mammalia, Rodentia, Sciuridae. Gene Ontology annotation, molecular function: protein binding. The record is from RefSeq and is a predicted model, not a curated record.
UGUCUUAGACUGCGCAUGCUCAGGAGCAGCGCGGCCAGAGGACGCACUGCGCAAGCGCGCGGCGGGGGUCCGUUAGCGUCCGGAUGGAGACGGAAUUGUUACUUCGGAAGGUGUCGGCUCUGCAGGCCUGUGUCAAGGGCUUCUUGGUUCGACGCCAGUUCCAGAGUCUGCGAGCUGAGUAUGAGGCGGUUGUACAAGAGAUAGAAGGUGACUUGGGCACGCUUCAGUGGACGGCCAGCAGAAUUCCCAGGCCCCUGUUUCUCCCAGAGAAGACAAACUCUCAUCGCUCUUGGAAAGCAGGAGAGAGGAUACCAAGUCCAGAGCAGAAACUGUGGAGUCACUUUCCAUGUAAAGAGUCUCUGAAAGAGGCCCUCUGGGAGGAGAUGGUGCUGAAGAAGUCAGGAGAGAGUUCAUCAAACCCAGGAAGUCUUCCCUGCAGAGAUGACAACCUCUGGCUUCAGGUUGAACCGAGCAGGAAAUCCAGCCAAGAGGAAACCAGAAAUACAUCAAAGAUGGAGAACUCAGAAGCCACAGGUCCAGGACUGUCCCACAGCCAGCAUGAGCUCCAAGAGCUCCAAUAUCACCGCAGCCAUUUGGCCAUGGAACUGCUGUGGAUACAACAGGCCAUCAACAGCCGUAAGGAGUACCUAAUUCUCAAACAAACACUGAAACCCCCAGAAGCAGACCAGACCAGAGAUGAGCCCAGCAUGUGCACAGAUCAUGGGGAACUGGCCUGUGAGAAAGCCUGGUCACAACCAAACCCACUGCUGAAGGACCAGUCCUGCAGAGACAGGACCAUUGGAGAGCUGGACCAUGUCAGUGAUUCCUGCCAAAAAGGCAAAUCACAACCCCUGAGGUCCCCAGAAAGUUUGGCCACUAUAGACAAAAUCACUUCUGGGGCUAAGGGCAGGGAACCAUGCUAUAGGAGGGCUGGAUGUCCACCAUCAUACAGCUAGGAUGGAAGGGACAGGUUCAUCCAAGGAUAAGACCAUAAAGGAUAGACCUUUAAAGGGGCCUGCCUAUAGCAGACAAAAUUCCUAGAGGACCAGACCCUGAGGGGCCUCAAACCUAGGAGCUACUGUUCUGGGAAGGCCAGAACACAGCUGCCCACACCGUGAUGACCCAAAUGUUGAAGACAAGUCUCCCAGAGGUCAAACCACAAAGAACCUGACUACCAAAGAGCAGCCACAAGAUUUGGCCUCUCCAAGGAUCACAUAAUCAUUUGUGAUGGGACCAUGGCAGGGCCAAAGCAUGGUGACCUGGAUCUCAGGAGGAUUCAAAUAUCCAAGGACCAGGGCCCCAAUGGCAGAAGGUCCAGAGUUGGAACCUCCAAUAAGCCUGGUCAUGAAGGCUGGAAAAGCUAGAGGACUGUACUGUGGAGCUCAAGGCCACCUGAGACCCUGUCUUCUACAGGUUUAGACCAGAUAGGAGAGGACCAGUGGAAGGGCAGGCCACGGAAAGCAGGACCACCAAGCUAGACCCUGGGGGGCCAGCAGAGGAACAGGUUCCAAAGAGGUAUGCUAUGACAAGGCUGUGGUGAAAACAGGCCUUCAUCCUGCCCAUCCUGCCCACCCUGCCCACCCUGCCCUCAUCCCCAGCCAUCAGUGGAGCCAAGAGAGACUGGAGGCAUAGUACAGAGGACACCUUUCAUCCUCAACCUGUGGCUCAAUCUAAAUUUCAGGUUAAGGAUUAGUUAUACAGGGAAAGUCCUGUGGGAGUCCUAGAAGAAAAUAAAAGUUUUUCUUGGAUUUUGA